This is a messenger RNA of Morone saxatilis (striped sea-bass), 2127 nucleotides long. RefSeq names its product disintegrin and metalloproteinase domain-containing protein 11-like. Gene Ontology annotation, molecular function: metalloendopeptidase activity. The record is from RefSeq and is a predicted model, not a curated record. Lineage: Eukaryota; Metazoa; Chordata; Actinopteri; Moronidae. The transcript has 22 exons. Gene Ontology annotation, biological process: proteolysis. Bases 83 to 1945 code for a protein of 620 amino acids.
AGAGCACUGCUACUAUCAGGGAAGGUUAAGAGGUUUACCAGAGUCCUGGGCAGCUCUCUCCACCUGCCAUGGCCUGUGCGGCAUGUUCUCUGAUGGCUUCUUUUCUUACGGGAUUGAGCCUGUUCAUAAUGGGAGCAAUCAGGAUGGUGGUGCGCACUUAAUCCGCAGGAUGCCCGAUAUCAAACUUCCCUUCCACUGCCCAGACUGUACAGAGGACAGUGAGUGGGAAAGCAGAGGAGGUGAUGGUGAUGAUGACAGGCCUGACCAAAUGAGAGAGCAGCAGGUGUCUGGGGGGUUGAGGCGAUCCAAGAGAUCUGUUCGCAAGCCCUCUGUCCAGACUGAGACUAAAUAUAUUGAGUUGAUGGUGGUCAACGACAACGAAAUGUUUGUACAGCUGCGUCGCUCUAGCAGCCAAACCAAGAACUUUGCCAAAGCAGUGGUCAACAUGGCAGAUGCGAUCUACAAGGAACAGCUGAACACGAGGAUCGUGCUGGUUGCCAUGGAGACCUGGACCUCUAAAAAUAUGAUGCCAGUAGUGGAAGAUCCAUUGAUAACACUGCAGAACUUCAUGAAAUACAGGAAGGACAACAUCAAAGAGCAGAGUGACGUCGUCCAUCUUUUCUCAGGGCGAACAUUUCACAGUAGCCGAAGUGGGACUGCCUACACAGGAGGAGUGUGCUCUCCCACAAGGGGAGGAGGUAUCAACGAGUAUGGGAAUGUUGGUGCAAUGGCCAUCACUUUGUGCCAGAGUCUUGGCCAGAACAUCGGCAUGAGGUGGAACAACGCACGCAACUCUGCAGGAGACUGCAGGUGCCCAGAUGCCUGGCUGGGCUGCAUCAUGGAAGACACGGGAUACUAUCUGCCCAGAAAGUUUUCUCGCUGCAGUGUUGAUGAGUACAUCCAGUUCUUGCUCCAGGGGGGCGGGAGCUGCCUCUUCAACAAGCCCAACAAGCUGUUGGAUCCUCCAGAAUGUGGGAAUGGUUUUGUGGAGCCAGGGGAAGAGUGUGACUGUGGAUCCCAGGUGGAGUGUGCUCGUAGUGGAGGAGCCUGCUGUAAAAAGUGCACUCUUACCCAUGAUGCCAUGUGCAGUAACGGACUCUGCUGCAGUAGCUGCAAGUAUGAGCGGAGAGGUGUGGUAUGUCGAGACGCUGUGAAUGACUGUGAUAUCCCAGAGACCUGCACCGGAGAUUCCAGCCAGUGCCCUCAUAAUGUCCACAAGCUAGAUGGCUACAUAUGUGAUAACAGUCAGGGCCGCUGUUACGGUGGACGAUGCAGGACUCGUGAUGGACAGUGUAGGGUACUCUGGGGUUAUAAUUCAGCAGACAGGUUUUGUUAUGAGAAGCUGAACGCUGAAGGGACAGAGAAAGGCAACUGUGGUCCAGGUCCUGAAGGUCAGGGCUGGCUGCAAUGCAACAAGCCGGAUGUUUUAUGUGGCUUCCUCUUCUGUGCCAACGUGACAAUGAAGCCAAAGUUUGGAGACCUGCAGGGUGAGGUGACAAGCUUCACCCUCUACCACCAGAACAAGUACCUAGACUGCAGAGGUGGCCAUGCUCUGCUGGAGGACGGCUCAGACCUGGGCUAUGUGGAGGAUGGCACUCCUUGUGGUCCCAACAUGAUGUGUUUGGAGCGACGCUGCCUCCCUGUGGCGGCAUUUAACCUCAGCACCUGUUCGGGAUCCAAUUUUGGACGCAUCUGUUCUGACCACGGGACCUGCAGUAACGAGGUGAAGUGUAUCUGUGACAGGGACUACACAGGGAAGGACUGCAGUGUCUUUGAUCCCAUCCCCGAGCCAACAGUCCCAACGGGCCCAGAGAAGAAAGGUCCCAGUGGCACCAAUAUCAUAAUAGGGUCCAUCGCAGGUGCUAUUCUUCUGGCAGCUAUAGUCCUAGGGGGAACAGGAUGGGGAUUUAAGAACAUUCGAAGAGGAAGAUCUGGUGGAGGAUAAGAUGCCUGUCUGUCUUUCUGUCUCUGUGUCCUGUCAACUCCUGUCUUCCUCCUCGCACUGUGUCGUUUCCACAUCGGAGAAGAGGGGAACAAAAAAAAGUCUUCCACUCCUGUCCCAAAAUCUCUCCAAUCCUCUUCCAAUUAAUGUUUCCUCCACGCUCCCGUCUGCCCCUUUCAUCUGUC